UUCGCGGGUCGCCAUCGAACAAUGCGUCGGCACAUGUGUUUUAUGGGCUAGCUGAAAUCGUAAAACAAAACGAAAAAAUUAAAAAUAAAUACAGAGAACGCGGAGUGUAACGGUUGGAUUGUCUAACGUGUGUAGCUGUAAAAGCAAACUAUUAGAAAUGCAAGGAAAAUAUUGAAAAAAAAAAAAUAUGUAUAUAUAUAUGAAUAUCUAUGAAAAGAGAAAUGAAUGCAUAAUUAUUGUUUCAUAAGUGAUGAAUAUAAACAAAUAAAAUUUCGGAAAUUUUAAUAGAUUUGUGUAACACGAAGUGCCGAGUUGAGAAAUGCUCCUGAGUUGAUUGCAAAUAGUUGCAGAGGCUAAUUUUCGAAAUUUUGUAUUUUAUUAAUUAUUAAUUGAAAUGAGAUCGAAAUUAAAAAAAAGUAUAACUUCAGCACCGGAUAUCGGAAGUCUAUUUACACCGCUCGGAAAUUUCUCUUUGCCUCCGUUAACUAGCAUAAAAGCAGCGCUGCUGGUAGUCGGCCUCACUUAAAAAUCAAUUGCUCCUGACUUGCAAAGCCAUCUACUUACACGUGUGUGAGGAAUUCAUAAUGAAAGUUUUUCAAUGCAAAAAUUAAUUAUUUAAAUACCUUCAUCACUGGUUUCGACGAGGAUUGUUCACUGAUGAAUUGAGAUUUUUGAAACGCCACAAACCAAGCUUCCAACUGCAACUCUCAACUACGAUGUUUCCUUGAAUUGUGCCAUUUUUCCAAAAUAAUAAAACCCCGAUCGCGUAAAGAAGUAGAGAACAAAUGAGCCAAUGUAAUAAAUCGUGUAAACCACUCUAAGCAAUCGAAUCCUGUCCGCAAAAAAAUCUUUUUUGUUCCAAAUUCUAUUCAUUAUAAAAUAGUCUUUUCACUUUAUCAAAUCAUCAAAAAAAAAAACAAAAAAAAAACCGUUUCACAACAACGUAACUGCAUGAGAAGCAGUAGCGAAAUAAUUAUACAAUAACAACAAAAACAUGCCGCUUCCUAGUUUAGUGCACCACAACUCGCACAGUAGAAGCUGAUCAGCUGCAACCGGUGAGGCGCAAACGCUUGAUUAGACAACAAAUUAUUGUUAAGUAGCAGCACUUUUGAAAGCGAAACUCAAAAAAUCAAUCUAUCACCAUUUAAUUAGUCCACUCAUCUACAUAUAUGUAAAUGCAUAGAUAAAUUCAUAGUAAACAGUAAUUAAGAAAUUAAAAGUAAACGUCAAAUUUGAGCCUAGUAUGCAAAAAUAUGUAGAAAUAGCAAAGCACGUGCUUCCUAGUAGAGACCUCAACAUUUACAGAUAUUAAAAAAAAAUUAAUAAACACGCAACUAAGGGGGCAAAAAUUCAUCAAAGGGUACACUUUCAUUGCUCCACUCGCAGCAUUGCAAUUCAAUAAAAAGCUGAAAGGCAUUUUAAAAGCACAGAAUCGCAGCGAAUAUCAAACUAUAUACAGCAAACAAAACAACAUCGGAUUGUAAAAUAUUUCGCCGUCACACUACACUGCUUCAGCUUCCAAAGCUCAAUACUAAUUUAGGAGUAGCACCGCACUUAUUAACUCCAGCGUUUGAGUGACAAGCAGAACACCGCAUAUUGUACCCAAUUACCGACACGCCUAACUGCACUCACACAUACUCACACACUUGUGACGCCCGUAAUAACCGUCCAACUUACGAGCCACACCAGAGCUAUCAAAAUAAACGGUAAGGAAAGAGCCUAAUCCAUACGCGUCCAGCAAAAACGCCGGCGGCUUAGUUGGUGUUGUUGCCACAACUGCAAGAGACUUACGAAUUACUUUACUUUAAAGCGCGUUGCUCUAGGCCGCAUAGCAAAGUCCGCCGUCGCAUAAAGGGCCAUAAGAAGAAAACCUUACUUGCGUUGAAGAGAAAGCAACAGAGAUAAUACUAUUCAAGAUGGGCUCCACAUUUGUUAGUAGAAAACGGAGUCGCGAUCGUACGCUGAUCGCGAUAUUCUGUCUGCUCUUGGUGUGCACAACAACGCUCAGACUUGUACAAGGCGCUGAGACGCCCAACAACGGUACCACAAAUGAUUUGAUGGCCGUUGACAACAAACCAGAUGAUAAAGUGACUCGUAAUACGGACGAAGUGGCGCUAAAAUCGGACGUGAAUGCUGUAGCUGAAGCCGGCGGUGUCGGUAGUGGUGACAGAAACACUCGGAAUGAUAUUCAAAAUGAUGAUGGCGGUAGCGAAAAUGAUGAUGUUGGUAGUGUUAAUGGGUCGGAGGUUACUUCAAUAGAAGGUGAUAAUGUCACCGCCUUGCCACAACACAGUGGUAGCUCAUUGCAAUGCAAAGAUGGUUUGUUGCUUAAAGUUUGGAUGCCAAUUGACAAUGUGAGUACCGGUGAUCGCGUUGCGCGGGGCCUUGUGUACUUCUUAGCGAUGACGUAUUUGUUCAUUGGCGUUUCAAUUGUAUCAGAUCGUUUUAUGGCGGCGAUUGAAGUGAUCACGUCCAAGGAGAAGGAGGUGGUUAUUAAGAAAAAAGGCGGCGAGACACAGGUGGUCGUGGUGCGAGUCUGGAAUGAGACUGUUGCUAAUUUGACGCUGAUGGCGUUGGGCUCCAGUGCGCCAGAGAUACUUCUGUCCGUUAUUGAAAUGUUUCAAAAGGGGUUUGAGGCGGGCGAUUUAGGUCCGGGCACAAUAGUCGGCUCAGCCGCUUAUAAUCUAUUUGUGAUUAUCGCCCUUUGUAUUGCGGUUAUACCGAAUGGGCAAGUGCGCAAAAUUAAACAUUUGCGGGUAUUCAUUGUAACAGCCGCUUGGUCGUUGUUCGCCUACGUUUGGCUAUAUUUGAUAUUGGCGCAAAUUUCGCCAGGUCGCGUUGAAGUAUGGGAGGGUCUAUUGACAUUCAUAUUCUUCCCCACUACCGUGCUGACAGCUUAUAUAGCCGACAGACGUUUGUUGAUUUAUAAAUAUCUUGACAAGAAUUAUCGCAUGAAUAAGCGGGGCGUUAUUGUGAGCGCCGAGGGCGAUGCCGCACUCGAGAUGAAUCGUCACGAAAGCAUCAAGGAACUAGCAGAGAACGAAGAAAUGAGGGAGUUCGAGGACGCACGACGUGAAUACAUUUCAACGCUGAAGGAACUACGUAAGAAGUACCCACAAAGCGAUCUGGAGCAAUUAGAAAUGAUGGCUCAGGAGCAAUUGAUAAAUCGGGGCCCCAAAUCGCGCGCUUUCUACCGCAUACAAGCCACACGUAAGAUGAUGGGCAGCGGCAAUAUAAUGCGCAAAGUGCAGGAGCGUGCUCUUACCGAUCUAAACGAAGUAAAAGCACAGCUGCAGCGCGUCGAAGUGGACAGCGAAGAAGAUGAUACGACGGUACGCAUCUGCUUCGCGCCCGGCCACUACACUGUCAUGGAGAGUUGUGGUGAAUUUGAGUUACGCGUGGAGCGCCGUGGUGAUCUCUCCGGUUAUACAACGGUUGAAUAUCAAACGGAAGACGGUUCCGCCGAAGCGGGUAGCGAUUAUAUUGGUAAGAAAGGUGUUCUCACCUUUCCGCCGGGUGUCGAUGAACAACGUUUUAAAAUCGAAGUAAUCGAUGAUGACGUGUUCGAACAAGAUGAACAUUUUUACGUGCGUUUGAAUAAUCCAUCGGAUCCGGCAAUAUUGGCAGUACCAAAAGUGGCCACUGUCAUGAUACUCGAUGACGAUCACGCGGGCAUUUUUGCCUUUAAUCAAAAGACGUAUGAAUUCGCGGAAUCCGUUGGCACAUUCGACUUGAAGGUGCAGCGUUAUUCGGGUGCGCGAGGCAAGGUAAUAAUACCAUUUUGGACGGAAGAUGGAACUGGCAAGGCAGGCAAGGAUUACGAACCAAUGCAGGGAGAGUUAGUGUUCGAAAAUAACGAAACUGAGUGA
Anastrepha obliqua is the source of this 3869-nucleotide messenger RNA. Its product is annotated as sodium/calcium exchanger 3-like. Gene Ontology annotation, biological process: cell communication; calcium ion import across plasma membrane; sodium ion transmembrane transport. The transcript is spliced from 3 exons. Gene Ontology annotation, cellular component: axon; sarcolemma; postsynapse. The record is from RefSeq and is a predicted model, not a curated record. Gene Ontology annotation, molecular function: calcium:sodium antiporter activity. Bases 1917 to 3869 code for a protein of 650 amino acids. Lineage: Eukaryota; Metazoa; Arthropoda; Insecta; Diptera; Tephritidae.